This is a messenger RNA of Daphnia pulex (common water flea), 1310 nucleotides long. Its product is annotated as 4-hydroxyphenylpyruvate dioxygenase-like protein. Gene Ontology annotation, molecular function: 4-hydroxyphenylpyruvate dioxygenase activity. The transcript is spliced from 4 exons. Gene Ontology annotation, biological process: aromatic amino acid metabolic process. Lineage: Eukaryota; Metazoa; Arthropoda; Branchiopoda; Diplostraca; Daphniidae. The record is from RefSeq and is a predicted model, not a curated record. The coding region runs from base 1 to 1197 and encodes 398 amino acids.
AUGCAUCUAAGCGCAUUACACCAUGUCGAGCUGUGUGUGGCUAACGGAAAAAAGAUCGCUUCGUAUUUCACUGAGAAACUCGGAUAUUCUCUCAGAGCACAAAGAGAUACUGUACUAAGCAAACAGUGGGUGGUUGGAAGUCAGAAAUCUACAUUCGUCGUCACGGAAAAGAAGACAAAAUUUCAACAGGAACAUGUGCCAUUUUCUUACUUCUCUGCGCCUCUUCGCCAAGUCGACUCUGUAUUUAAUGUGGCUUUGGAGGUGAAAAAUUUGGAAUCUGUAACUGAAAGAAUGCAAAAUGUAGGAGGAAAACUAUUUCACCCGGUAACAGAAGUAGAAGACCAGAGUGGAAAAGUGAGAUAUUCAAUUGUCAGUUCCUGUUGCGGCAAUAUAGUGCAUACUCUUUUGGACAAGUCACAGUACAAAGGAUCGUUUCUGCCCACUUUCGAUGAAUCAUUUACAACCCGUGGUGAAGAGAAAAUAACCCACAUAGAUCAUCUAACUUAUGUUUGCCAUCCCGGAGAAUCACCGGGCAUCAUUCAGUGGUAUCAAAGUUGUUUGGGGAUGCAAAAAUUUAAAACCAACCCAACAGAGGAUCUUACAGAAGGCUUAGUGAUCAAAGAUGGAGUUGGUAUGAGGCUACGAGUUAUGGACUAUUGGCCUUGUGCCGAGUCUGGCAUUUGUAAUUCCGAUCCCAGCAAUGGCAUGGACGAAACGUCGUUGAAAAUUGUCAUCGCAGAGUCCCUUCCAGGAAUAGAAAAUUUGCACAUAAAUGCUUUCCUUGACGGUCAUGGAGGACCAGGACUUCAACACAUCGGUCUUAGCACCCUUGACAUCACCAGCUGCGUGGAUAGCAUGAGCCGCAAAAAGGUUUCAUUCCGAACACCACCUGCAGCCUAUUAUCGUAACAAAUGGAAAAGAAAUGAAAUAGAAGCGGCAGGCUACGACAUUAACAAAUUCGAGCAAUUGGGAAUUCUCAUUGACUCCGAAGCGGAUACAAAUGCUAAAGACAAUCAAGACAAGUUUCUGCUGCAGAUUUUUACACUUAAUUUAUUCAAGGAAGAAACUUUUUUUCUAGAACUGGUUCAAAGAAAAGGAGCUCGUGGGUUUGGAGCCGGCAACGUAACGGCACUAGCACGUUCAAUAGAGGAAGAACGGCAGGUCUUAAAAAAUCCAAAUGCCGUCUGUAAUUUAUAAUACAUAACAAAAAUUAAUUGAUGCGUAUGUAAGCGAUGUAAGGGAGAUUGUCUAAAAUAAUAAUAAUUGAAGAUAUCAAAGCUUCCAAACCAAAUACAUGGUCCGAACUAUUC